This is a messenger RNA of Cololabis saira (Pacific saury), 1466 nucleotides long. It is a transcript of the gene pgam1b, whose product is annotated as phosphoglycerate mutase 1b. The transcript is spliced from 4 exons. Gene Ontology annotation, molecular function: intramolecular phosphotransferase activity. The coding region runs from base 232 to 996 and encodes 254 amino acids. Gene Ontology annotation, biological process: glycolytic process. The record is from RefSeq and is a predicted model, not a curated record. NCBI's taxonomy places the organism in Eukaryota, Metazoa, Chordata, Actinopteri, Beloniformes, Belonidae.
AGAGGAAGUGGACUACUUCCAGCUUGCACAAUACUGUCAGACGAGACAACUCCUUUAUCACGCUCCUGCCACAAACUCCCCCAUCACUUCAUACAAGCAAACAUUCCGUGCCUGUCUCCCCGUAGCCUUCUGUGGGUUCGCAGAGGCGCCGGUAAUCCUCUCUUUGCAUCUCUUUGCAGCGCUCAGCACCAGGGUGACCGCAGACACAGAGCAGGGGGGAAGGUUGCGAGGAUGGCCGCCUACAAGCUGGUGCUGAUCCGCCACGGAGAGAGCUGCUGGAACCAGGAGAACCGCUUCUGCGGCUGGUUCGACGCAGACCUGAGCGAGACCGGCGAGCAUGAGGCCAAGAGGGGAGGACAGGCUCUCAAGGAUGCUGGCUAUGAGUUUGAUAUUUGCUACACCUCUGUCCUAAAGAGGGCCAUCCGCACGCUGUGGUUUGUUCUGGAAAGCAUUGACCAGAUGUGGCUUCCCGUCAACCGUACCUGGCGGCUCAAUGAGCGCCACUACGGUGGCCUGACGGGUCUCAACAAGGCUGAAACGGCAGCCAAGCAUGGCGAGGCUCAGGUCAAGAUCUGGAGACGUUCCUUUGAUACUCCUCCCCCAUCCAUGGAUGAAGGGCAUGACUUCUAUGAGAACAUAAGCAAGGACCGGCGUUAUGCUGACCUGACAGAGGACCAGCUUCCCACCUGUGAAAGUCUGAAGGACACCAUUGCCAGGGCACUUCCCUUCUGGAAUGAAGAGAUCGUUCCACAGAUCAAGGAAGGAAAGAGGGUGCUGAUUGCUGCCCACGGCAACAGCCUGCGGGGCAUUGUCAAGCAUCUCGAAGGUAUGUCGGAGGAGGCCAUCAUGGAGCUGAACCUUCCCACAGGCAUUCCCAUCGUGUACGAGCUGGACAAGAACCUGAAGCCGCUAGGACCCAUGCAGUUCCUGGGAGAUGAGGAGACGGUCAAGAAGGCCAUGGAAGCUGUGGCUGCUCAGGGCAAAGCCAAGAAAUAGACUUAUCCUUCCCCUAAAGGCUAGAGUACAGAUCAGUCACACGUGUGGUUCUUUCAUCAGCUUAAAAAAGAGAAAUUAAAUGUCAUCAUUUUUGUGUCAUCACAAAUUUGCGCACACAAACACAAUGUGCACUUUAUAUGAAUAAUAUCCAGCUGUCACAAACACACACUGAAAUUUGAUUUGAUUGGUCUUUACUCUGCUCUACACUGAAACAUGCAUUUCAUUAUUAGAUUAUGGAAUAUUGUUUAAGCACUGAACCAAAUGUAAAUCAGGGACCAGAAAACAAGCAAACGUAGACUAUCACUGCAGAGCUGUCCUAAGAAUUAAAUUCUAUUUACGAUUCAUGUAGGUGAAGCUUUGUAGUACAUUUAACCUACAAAAACACUGGCUGUUGAAAAUGGGCCGUGUUGUUUUGUCAUGCACUCCUGAUUUCUGCUAUGGUAUAAGAAAAAAAGAAUAAAUGUUGUCAA